Molecule: messenger RNA, 1014 nt
Organism: Symbiodinium pilosum
Lineage: Eukaryota; Dinophyceae; Suessiales; Symbiodiniaceae
Source: the annotation of a GenBank genome assembly
AUGGAGCCGAUUGAUGUGGAUGAUCUUGAGUUGUGCUCAUUGCCGGCUCCAAAGCGCCAAAGAACUGGUCACUGGCAGCUGACAACUUCAAGAAGCGUGAUCGACUUGGACUCUGGGCUGCAGGAAGCUCUUCGUGCCCGUCCUGGUGAGUCGGAUGAGGCGUUUGCAAGUCGGUUGCACCAGAGUUGGCAAGAAGAGGUGGAGCAAGAACAGCGCCGAGUGGCUCACGACUGCGCCCUUGCCAAGCAAUUGCACCAGGCCUGGAUUAAGGGCUCCCAGGAUGUGCAGCCUCAGCAUUCUCUUUGCGCUGGACCUGCAAACCUUGCAGCCCUUGUUGGUCUUCCUACGUGGGCAACACCAAUGGCUCCAGAAGUUCCUGAGCUGUCCAGUCAUUGCGUUGAGCUUGGAGACGUACGGGUUUUUGGUACCAAGCGAGAGCCUUUCCUUCACGUCCGAAACGUAGAUGGCCAAUUCGGGCUGUUGUUAGCCGGGCGUGUUCUCAAUGAGCUUCGCUGCAAAGGCUUAUGCUUGAGCCUGCCGGAGGGUCGAGUCCGGAAUGGUAUCGUUGUCCAGAAGCACUUGCAUCACCGUACAGCAAACCCAUGGCACACAGGGAUCAGAGUUCUCCAUGAUCUUGCUGACAGUAUUCGAUGUGAUUUGGCCCGAUCACAUGCUUGUCAGGUUCCAGACUUGCGUCGUGCCCAUCGGGGCUGGAGUGACACUGAGGUGAUGGUGUCUGGUCCAGGAUUCAAGCUCAAGCGGCACACAGAUCUCCAGCCUGCUGGCUCACUCCUGUUCAUUUUCAGCAUUGGACUGGCCAGCAACAGCCAAGCUUGGCCUGGCGGUGUGUUGAAGGAGGUGCGGCUGGAAAGCGGUGACCUCAUGAUACUAGACGGCAGGCGCACUGCCCACGCGGUUCCAUGUCUGGUCCCGCGCUCUAGCCCGUUCCCGAAAUGCCCAUGGCUUGCCACGCGGCGUCUUGUGGUCCUUGUUCGAGAACGCCCCCCUGGCUAG